This is a messenger RNA of Sycon ciliatum, 2085 nucleotides long. RefSeq names its product lipid droplet-regulating VLDL assembly factor AUP1-like. Lineage: Eukaryota; Metazoa; Porifera; Calcarea; Leucosolenida; Sycettidae. The coding region runs from base 310 to 1542 and encodes 410 amino acids. Gene Ontology annotation, cellular component: endoplasmic reticulum membrane. The transcript has 15 exons. The record is from RefSeq and is a predicted model, not a curated record. Gene Ontology annotation, molecular function: ubiquitin binding.
UUCUUUGUGGAUCGAUGAGUUGAGCAGCGAAAUGACAAGAAAGUAGCACAAACGAAGAAAGACUACAGACAUUGGACUCUUUUUAGAGAGGUUCCGCAAAGCGGAAGUCCUGCAUGAACCUCUUUGUGCAGCAAGUAAUUUGCUGAGUUUUUAGGCUUCUCCAGUGUAUCUUUGCAAUCGUUUAGCUUGGUGGCUCGCGCGUGGCCUUACAUGACUUUGUAGCUAUUUUCCGUCUCUGGUUUGGGAGAAACGGUGCUCUACUGAAAUUUGUGUCACCGAGAAGACAGAGCUUGAGGUGCAUUGGCAGCAAUGUCGACGGCAUCAGUUGAUAUCUCAUCACUUUAUCACCGGAGGAGGCUGCUAGAUACAUCCUUAGUGUGGACAUUUGGUCUGCUACUGUACACACCAUUUGGCAUUGUCCUGGCUGUUCUCCGGCUCUUGCUCUUCCUACAACUGUGGCUCUUCCUUCGAGUAGCUCCGAAAAGCCUUCCGCUAAGACGGUGGUGGUUUCGUGGUGUUCAGCCUGGCCUGGGAUUAGUCGUCACGUCAGAGGGCUUCGGCGCUGAGGAGGAGCAGUCAUCCAAGGUACUUGUGGCGAACCAUGUCACACUACUCGACCACUGUAUUGUGGAAAGUCUCCUUCCCUGCGUUGCGGUCAUUGAGCCAUCGCGAUGUCCUGUAAUGCAUAAUACCAUGGGCCAUGGUCCGUAUGCUGUGUCAGAGGGACCAGUACCUCUCACCGAGCGGUUACAAAACCACCUGCAAGAUACUUCAUCAUUGCCCGUACUAACACACCCUGAGAAUGGUGUGAACACUGGUACAGCUCUGAUGGCAUUCAAACAAUGGCCGUUUUCCGUACAGUCCAGUGUUCGACCGAUUGUCAUCACUUCAUGGCGACCAUUCCCAAUCGCACCGCAUUAUUUCCACAGCUCCAUCAUUCCCGACUUGUUCUUUUUCUUGUUCGUUCCGUUUACUGCAUUUCAUGUGAGGGCUCUGCCUACAAUUACGAAAGAGGGCGCUGAGUCUGAUGAGGAGUUCUCCAGUCGCGUUCAAAAGGUCAUGGCCAACGCCCUGUCCGUUCCAGUGUGUCAGCACACUCGCCGUGAUUUCGUCGACCAUGUGAAGCGAGAAGCUCAAAACCAAUCGUCUCGGGCUAGUGCGGAGAGACAACCCUCACAACGCCAGAGUGGUACAAUGUCAGUAUAUGAUGCAAUGCCAGGUCUGUCGUCUAAUGAGCGCAUGGUGCAGCAAGUCCAGGAGGUGUUCCCUCACGCACCCUACGAUAUUGUUGCUCGAGAUCUUGCAACGUCUCAGUCUGUGGACACCACCAUCAGUAACAUUCUAGAAGGACGGCUGAAUAUUGAUGUGCCAGCGCAACCAACACGGGCAGCUCCAGCGGCCACACCCAAAAAGAGUUCGGCCUCGCCAGCGAAAUCCAGCCGAAUGAAGGCGACUAAAAUACUAAGCUUUCAGGAGCAGAAGCAGCAGCUUAUAUUAGCUUCUCGGGCGCGAUACCUGAAGCGAGCUGCUGGUCAGCAAUAGGACGACACCGGAAACACACAUGUACUGAGUGGCAGCAAGCAUUUUUUUGUCACAAUGUAGCUACGAGCUGUGUGGUUUGCUCAUUGACAUUGUUGCCAGUGGCACCACAGCUACAUGUGUUUAAUACCGAAUGAUGAUUUAUUUGGGAAAGUACUCACUGGCGAGAGAAGUAUUGGUAACGUUACCUCUAUGUUAUAUGAUUGGCUCUACCAUUAUAUUACAAGUGCUAGCAUGCUUUCUUUUCUCUCUUUUUAUGCUGCAAGGCAUUCAUACAAACACAUGCAAAGUACCCCGCUUGGUUAUAUACCACUACACACCGCUUAUGGCUAUAAUAUACCACUACACACUGCUUAUGAGGCUCGUACCAGUCAUUGUAGAAUGUAGAUUAGUGCACUGCUUUCGCAUUCCUCCAUGAAACACAAACCCGAUAAACCACGCCAUUUUUUUACCAUUGAAUAUGUUAAAAUAGCACUCAAUCACUCAAUUCUAGUUGCUAAUAAUGAUUGAGAAGCAAAGACUUUCUACUGGUCGGCAGCAUCCGUA